Cynoglossus semilaevis (tongue sole) is the source of this 4672-nucleotide messenger RNA. RefSeq names its product melanocortin receptor 4-like. The transcript has a single exon. NCBI's taxonomy places the organism in Eukaryota, Metazoa, Chordata, Actinopteri, Pleuronectiformes, Cynoglossidae. The coding region runs from base 1174 to 2124 and encodes 316 amino acids. Gene Ontology annotation, molecular function: melanocortin receptor activity. The record is from RefSeq and is a predicted model, not a curated record. Gene Ontology annotation, cellular component: membrane. Gene Ontology annotation, biological process: G protein-coupled receptor signaling pathway.
AGAUCUCCUGUGAAAAUGUGAAAUAUUUCACAGUUGAACGUUCAGACUCCAGUUUGCGGGGGAGUCCUGUGAAUAAGGUCUUUUCAGCGUUUCAACACAAUGGUUUGUGAACAUAUUCUGAACAGAACAAACCGACUGUUUUCCUCCAGCUGUUUAUUUCUGAACACUAUUAUUUUAUUUCUUUCUUUCUGAAAGUCCACUGAGCUACAUCUGCACUGAAACACAGAGCUGACGGGGUUAGUCCUGAGCACUACUGCCUGAGCUGCUGUGGUAACCUUUGACCCAUGACAUCACCCUGCUCCAAAAAGCAUAAAAUCCAGACUUACAAGUUUUUAUUGUUAAUAAUAUUUACAUCAGUAUUUAACAGUUUCCACUAAAAUAGUACCUGUAGCAGUGGGUUCAGCUCAGUUCAGUUCAGUUCCGUGUCCUGGAGCUUUGUUUCCAUCUAUUUCCAGAAUAAAUUUCUAAAACAAACAGCGUUCAGUGCCAAACUGUCCAUUUACUCACUGACCUGCAGAUCAACACAGCUGACGGACACCGGGCAAACAGACGGACCACAGACACCAUAGAAAUAACAUAAAAAUGCCUGUGCCAUUUUAAAGAUGAAUAAAAAAGAUUAUUAAAAAAAUAUUUGAAUAUUUAAUUAAACAUAAAUUAAUAGAACAAGUCAUUAGCAAAGUUUAAAAGAUGAGAUUCGAUCAAUACAACGAGAAUAAAUUGAUUCAGUUUGAUUUUUUAAUUUUCCGUCUCCUUUUUUAUCAGCCAGCGGAUAGGAUGAACAAGGAGAGAGAGAGAGUGUGUGUGUGUGUUUGUGUGUGUCCCUGAUAUAACACAGGCGAGGGAGAGGGAGUGUGAGAGAAACCUACAGCAGUUGGUGAAGUGAAGGUCCGCCCGCAGCCUCACAGCUCGCCGCUCUUCACUCUCACCGUUCCUCAGCAUAUUGCCUCACGUUUUGCCUCGUGUCAUGUGACCAUCAUGACCGUCGUCCUUGAAAAUUGCAAGACCCGACUCCUUUAUUUUUUCUGAGGGAGAGGAGGACUGUGCUGUGACUGAGGUAGAGGCAGACGAAAUGAACUGAAGAGAAUUUUCUCUUUUGAGAGCAUCGGGGUCGGCCAGCAGAAUGACAGAACUUCACGAGCCCUGACACCAGAUUCAGAAACUCUAACAAACACCAUGAACGCCACAAAGAACCAUGGACCAAUCCAGAGCUACCAGAACCGCAGCAAAGUCAUGACCCUGGACUCUGGAUCUACGGGAUGCUACGAGCAGCUGCUGAUCUCCACCGAGGUGUUCCUCACACUGGGCAUCAUCAGCCUGCUGGAGAACAUUCUGGUGGUGGCUGCCAUUGUCAAGAACAGGAACCUUCACUCUCCCAUGUACUUUUUCAUUUGCAGCCUGGCUGUGGCCGACAUGCUGGUCAGUGUCUCCAAUGCGUCCGAAACCAUCGUGAUCGCUCUGAUCAACGGCGGAAACCUGAUCAUCCCUGUGACAAUCAUCAAGAACAUGGACAACGUUUUUGACUCCAUGAUCUGCAGCUCUCUGCUGGCCUCUAUCUGCAGCCUGCUGGCCAUAGCCAUCGACCGCUACAUCACCAUUUUCUACGCACUGCGCUACCACAACAUUGUCACACUGCGACGAGCCGCGUUGGUCAUCAGCAGCAUCUGGACCUGCUGCACCGUCUCCGGUGUCCUCUUCAUCGUCUACUCUGAGAGUCCCAUGGUCCUGAUCUGCCUCAUCACCAUGUUCUUCACCAUGCUGGUGCUCAUGGUGUCGCUCUACGUCCACAUGUUCCUUUUGGCUCGGCUGCACAUGAAGCGAAUCGCGGCCCUCCCCGGCAACGCGCCUAUCCAGCAGCGUGCUAACAUGAAGGGCGCCAUAACCCUCACCAUCCUGCUGGGGGUGUUUGUGGUCUGCUGGGCGCCUUUUUUCCUUCACCUCAUCCUCAUGAUCACCUGCCCCAGAAACCCCUACUGCACCUGCUUCAUGUCCCACUUUAACAUGUACCUCAUCCUUAUCAUGUGCAACUCCGUCAUCGACCCCAUCAUCUACGCCUUCCGCAGCCAGGAGAUGAGGAAGACCUUCAAAGAAAUCUUCUGUUGUUGCCAGGCCUCACUGUGCAUGUGAAUAAGAAGCUGCUGAUGCUGAUGCUGCUGAUGCUGCUGCCUCUGCUGCUGCUCCUUGACAAAGACAUAGAUGACCUUGGAUGCUUGACGAUUUAUCACUACUUUCACAAAUUCAGUGUCACAAAGAAGGAACCAUUUUUGUAACCGUAUCGUUGAGACUUUCCACCACUCCGUGUUCUACGUUGUAAAUAAGACCUUUGUUAUCAGGAGCGACCUGACCAUCAGCCAUGUUCUUCAUUGUCCUGGAGCUCAAAGUUUCCCUCUCCAUCUACCUUCUGAUUUGCCUUCAAAGCAACCUCACGACCUCCUGCCCCAGGAACUCGUACUCAACCAGCGUGGAGUCGGGCUUCCAGAUGAACCUCAUUGUGAAGUACUGACCUCUGGCGUUGUGAAUCAUCUACUGCAGAGGAACGUUGACGUACAGUGUCAAAUCUGGUGUUGUUCUGUGGAACAUUUCAGGCUUUUCUUCUUCUCAAGUGCAAUUUGACCUUCGUGGUCAAACUCGACCAUCUCUGUGGUCUUCAUCAAAGUGUGAGAUAUUGAACCGAUGCCUCCUCUGCUGCUCUUAAGUGCAGCCCUUAAGGGCUUUGAAGAAAAUAUGACCAGCGUGUAUAUGAGCAAAAUGGACACGUACGUCUUUACUACUGCUACUACUACUACUACUACUCCUGCUACUACUACUACUACUAAUACUACAACUACUACUUCAACCUAACAUUCUGUACCAUUAAAGAAGGUCAGGAAGCUGGACUGACCACAUGUCCAAUCAAGAACAGCCUGUGAUGGUGUUGUCAGUUGACCCUGCUGAGGUGUUCAACCAGAAAGACUCGUCACUCGUCUGCUGUCGUUACAAACUGACUGUAACAGACUGUGUUUUCCGGGCUUUAAGUUGCACUUUUUUUCAUUCCGUUGGCUGGGUUUGCGAUUUAUACUCAAGUGCGACUUAUAUAUUAUAAUAUGUAAUUUCACAUGUUUGUCAUUUCCACUCUGACAGCCGCCGGAGGGCACUCUAGGCUUGUGUACCAGUAUCUGCUACUCCAGUACCACUGAAAAUGUACAUGUUUGUGAUUUAACACUGACAGCUGCUAGAGGGCACUGUUGCGACUUAUACUCCUGAGCGACUCGUAGUCCGGAAAAUACUAUAAUUUAAUGCUAGUUCUCAGCAUGAACUGGCACAGAGGCAUUAAAGUAAGCAUUGAGCACAACUAUUUCUGUCAAACUCCAAAAAGCUACAAUCAGUAUUCUAGAUACUUGAAGAGUUUCUACUGCAGAUGUUAUGGAACCUCAAAGAUCUGUUUGCUGACGGUGGAGGUUCCUGAUCACAAACUAGGGAAACCAGGAGAACGUUCCUCCAACAACAGGGUGACACAACAAAUUAAAAACAGGAAACCAUGACAGCUGACCAAUGUGAUUUGCACCUCAUUAUGAGGGUUUUUUUUUUGAUAACCUUGCAGCACAAAACAUAAAUGUCAAAGUGAGUGCAGUGGAAGAAAACUCCACGUGUCAUGAACUACGUCCAUGUUUGUUUAGCUCGGACUAGAAGAAGAGGUGAACAUGACUUUAUACCAGCAAACUGAAGUAAAGUUGGGGCCCAGAGGAACAGAGCUGUGGACUGGUCCUCUGUGCUGAUCAAACUGGAGGACUCUAUGGUGCAGUGGUCAAAGGUGACGUGAGGAAGAAAAAGAAUCUCAUGUAGAACUGAAGAGAACCCCUGAAGUGUAUAUUUAUCAUAUAUAUAUAUUUACAUACGUACUAACCAGUACGUUUGAAGAGGAUGUACAGGACAACAUAGCACUUAGACAACGUGUCAAUCACGGCGGUGGAGGCGGAGCUAAGAUUCCCCUUGGGUCAAAUGUUUUAUGAACAUCUAAAUUCUGUCAGGGAUUUCUCAUGACAGGGUUUUUGUAAAUGUUCAUAACCUGUGACCUCAGAAGCGCGUGUGCUGCCCUCUACUGGUCGGCUGCUUUAAGUGUUCUUGGGGUGUCCUUGGGUGACAGAAAGGCGCCUAUAAAAUUAUUAUAAUUAUUAUUAAAAAAACAGUUGUAAAAACCAGCAGGUUUCUGCGGUAGGUGUCGUGAAUAUUCCAGUGAAUCUUCUUGUGAAUUCGUGUUAUUAGUGUGAACACACACACGUUGGUGGUUGGCAGCUUACACAGAAAUCUAUUUUUCCAUCUUCAGCCUUUAGUUCUGUGAUGGUGUUGUGCAGCUUCUAGGUGGUUGCCUUAACUCUGUAGCACUGUGACGUGACAGCAGCGAGACGGUUCCUCAGUCUGGUGGACAUUCUCCAGCUGUUCUCCAAUGCCGUCGUCAACUCUGCCUUAUUUAUUUAUGUUUUUGACUAUUUAAAAGUUGUUGUUUUUUUUCUCUUACUAAGCCUUUGGAUCUCCUCCCAGGUGGAUGUUCUCCUCCCCAGGGUUCUCCUGGAGUCAUUUGUGCCAAAAUGAUGUUUGCUGCUGCAACUGAGUAAAAUAAAGUGAUAUCAUCUCUGCCUCUGUCUGUUUAUUUUCUGUGUGAUGUUGAACAGUUUCUUGGUUUCAGCUCAUAUUUGAA